Molecule: messenger RNA, 493 nt
Organism: Chionomys nivalis (European snow vole)
Lineage: Eukaryota; Metazoa; Chordata; Mammalia; Rodentia; Cricetidae
Product: prefoldin subunit 6-like
Exons: 2
Coding region: 110-493 (127 amino acids)
Biological process (GO): chaperone-mediated protein complex assembly; protein folding
Cellular component (GO): cytoplasm; prefoldin complex
Molecular function (GO): protein-folding chaperone binding
Source: RefSeq, a predicted model, not a curated record
GGGUUUAUUAAGACAGUGGGUCUAACGUGAAGAGGGCCAGAAAGCGGAGCCCAGGUGCCUUCCAUCGCUUGAGAGCCAGCGACCCCCGCCCUAGGCUUUCAUCUUCAUCAUGGCUGAGCUGAUCCAAAAGAAGCUGCAGGGAGAAGUGGAGAAAUACCAGCAGCUGCAGAAGGACUUAAGUAAAUCCAUGUCAGGGAGGCAGAAGCUUGAGGCCCAGCUAACAGAAAAUAAUAUCGUGAAGGAGGAACUGGCCUUGCUGGAUGGAUCCAACGUGGUCUUUAAGCUGCUGGGACCCGUGCUUGUCAAACAGGAGCUAGGGGAGGCUCGGGCCACGGUGGGGAAGAGGCUAGACUACAUCACAGCGGAAAUUAAGCGCUACGAAUCGCAGCUUCGGGACCUUGAGCGGCAGUCAGAGCAACAGAGGGAAACCCUUGCUCAGCUGCAACAGGAGUUCCAGCGAGCCCAGGCAGCAAAGGCUCCUGGGAAGGACUGA